Molecule: messenger RNA, 9676 nt
Organism: Nylanderia fulva
Lineage: Eukaryota; Metazoa; Arthropoda; Insecta; Hymenoptera; Formicidae
Product: fibrillin-1
Molecular function (GO): calcium ion binding
Source: RefSeq, a predicted model, not a curated record
UCCCGUCGCGGCGCAUCUUUCCGUCUCCCGUGGGACCGAUCGAUCGAGAAUCGGGCCCGAAAAGAUCGGCCCGCCGGAAACCGGAGGUGAAAAUCGCGGAAAUUUUAUUAUUCGUUUUAUUUGCUGGGUGGUGACGUGGGAUAUACAUACGAGUACGCGAAACCUACGGUGGAAUGAUCGCGACGACUUGGAGAAAUCCCUCGAGAUCGAUCAAGGAUCAUGCGCGUUAGAUGCGCGAGCUGAAGGAAGAUAAAUCCGGAACAGUCGAGGAAGAUAAUAAAGGAAAGCUGCGAAAUACCUCUGCUCGCGCAGGAUGUCCGCGUUAUUUCUGCUGACGACCUGGAUCGUCCUGACGUUCAUCCAGGACGGGGUUGCGACAGGUCAACGGGGUUACACCCCGAGUCCUUCCCAGGAACUGGACAACACUCUGCAAUCAGCACCACCCGUCGGGCCAAACGUAUGCAGGUCGAGAUAUAAAAACUACUGCUGUCCAGGAUGGUCAAAGAAACCGGAAACGGGCCUGUGCGUUAUUCCGAUCUGCGUAAGACGUUGCGGCUCUCUAGGGAGAUGCAUACAGCCCAAUAUUUGCUUGUGCGAAGGUGGUCAGGUCGCAUCUUCCUGCGGCAACGGAGGACAAAGCAAAGUCAUCACGCACGAGACCGGAAACGGCAGCGAUCGCGGCGAGACCGGCAGAUGCAGAGUUCAUUGCAUAAACGGAAACUGCGUGGACGGUCGGUGUCAGUGUCGCAGCGGUUAUCAGGGAGAAUUUUGCAACGAACCUAUCUGUCGAGAACCUUGCCUGAAUCAGGGAAGAUGCAUCGGUCCAGAUCGUUGUGCUUGCAUUUACGGCUACACCGGAAGACGUUGCGAGACCGAUUUCAGAACUGGGCCGUGUUAUACCAAAGUGAGAAACGAUCAAUGCUUGGCGAGUCUUCCAAACGUGAUUUGCACACGACAAUUGUGUUGCGCGACUGUCGGCAAGGGUUGGGGCCACCCUUGCGAGAGGUGCCCAGCCAGGCUGGAUUGCGAACAAGGUUAUCUGAAGACCAAGCAGGGUCAAUGCAUCGAUAUCGAUGAGUGCGAUUCGAUUCCCGGACUCUGUCAGGGCGGAAAAUGCGUGAACACCCCAGGUUCGUUUGUGUGCGAGUGUCCCGAGGGACAGGCGAGGGACCUCGAGACCAACGAAUGCAAGGACAGAGACGAGUGUCAGGAGGAAGGCAUUUGCGCCGAUGGUCGAUGCAUAAACACGAGUGGCGGCUAUUACUGUCAUUGCAAUCCUGGAUUCAUACAGAGCCAGGACCGGAAGUACUGCAUCGAUGGCAGACAGGGAUUGUGUUACACGGCGGUAAAUCGUAAUGGACAAUGCAAGAAUCGGUUGGCGAUGAGAUUGAGCAAGAAGGAUUGUUGCUGCGGCAAAAACAUGGGUCGAGGAUGGGGCGACGAAUGCUUCAUCUGUCCCAAUCCUGGCAGCGACGAUUACAACAGGCUUUGCUCGCAACUGCAGUCGAUCACCGAGGUGAACGAGUGCGCCUUGCGACCGGAUAUCUGCGGCAACGGCAAGUGCAUCGACACCAAAGAGGGCUACGAAUGCGAGUGCUAUCCGGGAUUUACGAGAAAGCCCGGCAGAUGCGAAGAUGUGGACGAGUGUCUGCUGGGUUACUGCCAGGGUGGAAUCUGUCACAACCAACCCGGCAGCUUCACCUGCGACUGCCCGCCCGGUUUCGUCGUUUCCGGCGAAGGCAGAUACUGCACCGAUCACGACGAAUGCCAAGACACCGGAAUGUGCACCAAUGGACAUUGCAUCAACAUGAACGGAUCCUUCAAAUGCGAGUGCAAUGAUGGUUACACGUUGUCACCGACGAGGAAUACUUGUAUAGACAUCAACGAGUGUGUAGAAAAUCCGCGAAUCUGUCUAAACGGCCGUUGUGAGAACACGCCGGGGUCCUAUCACUGUAUUUGCCAGUCGGGUUUCACUCCUUCGAGAGACAACACUUUCUGCGUGGACAUGGACGAGUGUUCCACCAGCGGAAUGUGCGAGCAUGGCAAGUGCGUUAACAUGGAGGGUUCUUUCAAAUGCGUCUGCGAUUCCGGCUUCAGGAUCGGCCCCGAUCAGAGCCACUGCAUCGAUAUCGACGAGUGUUUAAGUUCACCCUGUCAAAAUGGACGUUGCAUCAACACGUUAGGCAAUUUUCAAUGCGAGUGUCAUCCGGGAUUCAAUUUAGGUCCGGACGGCAGAUCAUGCUUAGAUACGAGAAGAGAUCUGUGCUAUUCGCAGUACAGAGAUGGCCAGUGCUCCAACCCGACCUCAACCGCCGUGACAAAGUCCAGCUGUUGUUGUUGCACUGUGAUCCUAGGCCAGCCAUUAGGCUGGGGUAGCACUUGCCAAGCCUGUCCGCUUCCGGGUACUCCAGAAUUUGAAGCCUUGUGCCCGCACGGUGCUGGAAUGACUUACAACGGCGAUGACAUCAACGAGUGCGCCCAGAAUCCUAAUAUCUGCAUCAAUGGCGGAUGCGAGAAUCUUAUGGGGACGUAUAGGUGCAUUUGCGACAAUGGAUACGAGGUCGAUGCAACUGGAAAAAUAUGCAGCGAUAUCAACGAAUGCGAGUUAGAAGACUCCUUGUGCAGCGGUGGUCAAUGUCGAAACACACCCGGUAGUUUCCAGUGCAUUUGCCCGACGGGGAUGAGAUACAACACGCAGAACCAGAUGUGCGAGGACGUGGACGAGUGCGAGGAAUUAGGACCGGAUGUGUGUUUCAACGGAGUAUGCAUCAAUACCCUGGGAGCUUAUGAAUGCGAAUGCGCUCCUGGUUACGUUCUGGAUAACACUGGCUACAUCUGCCGAGACAAUCGGAAGGGAUCGUGCUGGACCAAGAUGGUGGACGGUCGAUGCGAAAAUAAUUUGCCAAGACUGGCUCUACGUUCCGAGUGUUGCUGCUCGGUUGGGGUAGCCUGGGGCAGCCCGUGCGAACUUUGCGAGCAUUCUCUCUGCGAGUGUUCCAAAGGUUACGCGAAAGUAGACGACAAAGACUGCGCCGAUAUCAACGAGUGCGAGCUCAACAACGGGAUCUGCAAGGGUGGCGGCACUUGCGUUAACACGGACGGCUCGUACCGCUGCGAGUGCCCACCCGGUCUCACCCUGGACGCGACACACACUACUUGUAUCGACACUAGGCAGGAAGCGUGCUUCCUGGAUUAUCGCCACGGCCAGUGCACCAAUUCUGUAGAGGGUCAUUUCUCCAAAAGCCUCUGCUGUUGCUCCGUAGGCCGUGCCUGGGGCAGCGAGAAGUGCGAACUCUGUCCUAAGACGGGUACACGAGCCCACGCGGAACUGUGUCCUCGAGGAGACGGCUUCACCGAGCGUCAGGACAUUAACGAGUGCAUCGAGUUCCCGGGGAUGUGUCUGAACGGCAGAUGCAAAAACACGAUCGGCAGUUAUAGCUGCAGAUGCAAUCAGGGCUUCGCGCUCGACGAGCAUGGCAUCAAGUGCAAUGAUAUCGACGAAUGCGAGAUCAUGCGUGGUGUUUGCGGCAACGGCACCUGCAGAAAUACUCCCGGCAAUUUUCAAUGCGACUGCACCCCUGGUUAUCGCAGCAGUGACAUCAUGAAGAUUUGCAUGGACAUAAACGAAUGCGAGGAGACUCCGGGUCUGUGUCGCGGAGGUACUUGCGUCAAUACCGAAGGAAGCUUCAACUGUCAAUGUCCUCCGGGGCACGAACUGGGCCCUGACAAGCAAUCCUGCAAGGACAUCGACGAGUGCUCGAGAACCAGCGGUAUAUGCUCGAACGGGGUUUGCGAGAACAUGAUGGGCACUUAUCAGUGUAUCUGCGAUGACGGUUAUCAGCAAACGGGCCUCAGGUCUCACUGCGAGGACAUUAACGAGUGCGCGGUCAACAAUGGAGGCUGCGCGGACAUUUGUCUGAACACACCGGGCAGUUUCUCCUGCUCCUGCCGCACCGGCUACGCUUUAAAUCUGGAUGGUCGCACCUGUGCGGACGUGGACGAAUGCAAGGAGAACUCUCGAAUCUGCAACGGAGGAAAGUGCAGGAAUAUACCGGGUGGUUAUGUAUGCAAUUGCACGAACGGUCUGUUGCCCGGAAGAGACGGUAUAUCUUGUAUAGAUGUCGAUGAGUGCGUGAUGCAGCCGCAGAUAUGCGGAUACGGUGAAUGUUACAACACGAUUGGGUCCUUCAAUUGUCGUUGCGAGGAAGGUUACUCGGUGAAACCAGCGGAAGGGCCAGCAUGCACCGACGACGACGAAUGCCGAUUAAAUGCCUAUUCUUGUAGCGAAUUCGCCGAAUGCCAGAACACCCAGGGCUCCUACGUAUGCACGUGUCACGACGGUUUCACCGGGAAUGGAAUUGAGUGCUGGGAUAUCAACGAGUGCUCCAACAACAACGGCGGCUGCGACUCCAACGCGCACUGCAUCAACACCGAAGGUUCCUUCAAGUGCGUGUGCGACGCCGGUUUUCGCGGCGACGGCUACAACUGCAAGGACAUCGAUGAAUGCGCGGAGGAUAGCACGCUUUGCGAAAACGGACACUGCCUGAAUUAUCCGGGCGCGUAUCGCUGCGAGUGCGAGAUGGGCUUCAUGCAUCCGGACGAGCGUAGCGAGCAGGCGUGCGUGGACAUUAACGAGUGCGAGAUGUUUAACAAUCUGUGCGUCUACGGCCACUGCGAGAACAUCUUCGGCAUGUUCCGCUGCGAGUGCAACGAGGGCUACAAACUCGACAAUUCCGGCGGCAACUGCACCGACGUGGACGAGUGCGAGAGCCCGCAAUCCUGUCAGUACGGCACUUGCAUCAACACCCAGGGCAAAUAUAUCUGCAGAUGCCCGCCGCAUCACGAGCUGGUCGAAGCCGGAAAUGCCUGCGUCGAUAGACGCGAGUCGCUUUGCUUCACGGGCUACGAGCACGGCACCGGAAAGCCCCAGUGCAUCUUCGAAGUAGCGUCGUCGGUGACGAAAGCGACGUGUUGCUGCAGCAUCGGCACCGCCUGGGGCAAUCGUUGCGAGGAAUGUCCGCGACCUGGCACGAAGGAAUACGAUACAUUGUGUCCUAGCGGACCAGGAUACAGGCCGAAUCGCGUGACCGUGAUUCUGGAGGACAUCAACGAGUGCGCGGAGCACGAAAAUAUCUGUCAGAACGGACACUGCACCAACACAUUCGGUAGCUUUAUGUGCUCGUGCAACGAAGGCUUCAUCCUGGAUGAUUCCAAGACCAGCUGUAUCGACAUAAACGAAUGCGCGCUGCAUCCGCGGAUAUGCGGCGUAGGAUACUGCAUCAAUGACCAAGGAAAAUAUCAUUGCGAAUGCCCUGAAGGAUACAUGGCGAUGCCUGGAGGAAAGGAAUGCGUCGACAUGAGGAAGGAGGCCUGUUACCUUACUUAUGACGAUGGACACUGUCUCAACCCUAUGGUGCAGCCGCAGACAAAAAUGUUGUGCUGCUGUUCUAUGGGGGCCGCGUGGGGUAGUCUCUGCGAAAAAUGCCCCGGCGAGAGAACUCGCGAACACGAGAUUCUGUGCGGCCAUGUGCCGGGUCAGAUCAUGAACCCGAUCACGAAUCACUCCGAGGAGAUCGACGAGUGCGCCCUGAUGCCGACCAUGUGCACUCAUGGCCGGUGUAUGAACACGCCCGGUAGUUUCGAGUGCCAAUGCGAGCGCGGCUACGUUUACGACCAGGACUCUCAUCAGUGCAUCGACGAGAACGAAUGUCUACAGAUACCGAAUCCCUGUAGCGGAAACGCGCAGUGUAUUAAUCAGCAAGGUUAUUUCGAAUGUGUAUGUCCGGCUGGUUACAAACUCGGUCCCGGUCAGCACGAUUGCGUCGACAUUGAUGAAUGUUACGAGCGACCAGGCAUUUGCAGCAACGGCGCGUGCAGCAACCUGCAAGGUGGUUUCCAGUGCGUCUGUCAUGCCGGGUUCUCGUUGACCCGCGACCGAGACAACUGCGUCGACAUUGACGAGUGCCAACGCAAUCCGAAUAUAUGCAACAACGGCACUUGUAUCAACACCCUGGGUUCCUAUAAGUGCCAGUGUUAUCAGGGAUUCAAACUCAGUCCGAAUAACGAUUGCGCGGAUAUCAACGAGUGUCGAAUAAUGCCGUUUUUAUGUCGCAAUGGUCGAUGCCGAAACACGAUCGGAGGUUUUGUCUGUGAAUGCGCGGACGGUUAUGUAUUGGCUCAAGAUGGUCAACAUUGUCGCGAUAUCGAUGAGUGUCAUGAGAUACCAGGAUUAUGCCCACCUCCCGGAAAAUGUCAGAAUUUGAUGGGAUCCUAUAUAUGUAGCUGUCCACCGGGAUACGAGUUGGACCAUACCAGAAAAAAAUGCGUCGACGUGGACGAAUGCAUGGAAACGGAAGAUAUUUGCGAAAACGGUCGAUGCAUCAAUACGGAAGGCGGGGUGAUCUGCGAAUGUCCGGUCGGAUAUCAGUUGAGUGACAAACCGAACUCGCUUAGAUGCAUCGACGUGAGGGAAGAACAAUGCUACGACAGCUACAGGCGAAAUCAGUGCACCUUCCCACGAGAGGGUGGGAUGACCAAGAAACACUGCUGCUGCACGAUGGGCAAGGCUUGGGGUCGCUACUGCGAGCAAUGUCCACCGGAAGAUAGCGAGGAGUUCAAGAGGCUGUGUCCGGAAGGACCGGGACGGGACGACACCGGGGUCGAUCUGAACGAGUGUCUGUUUAUGCCGGAUGCUUGUCUCGGUGGCGAAUGCAUCAACACAGACGGCUCGUUCCGAUGCGAGUGUCCGACAGGAUACGUCUUGGACGAGGGUGGAAGACGGUGCGUGGACCACAACGAGUGUCUGAGUGUGCAGAACAUCUGCGGCAACGGCACUUGCCGCAACAUCGACGGCGGUUUCGAGUGCUCGUGUAACGACGGUUACGCGCCGGGUGCCAAUCAGGUUUGCGAGGAUGUCAACGAGUGUUUGGAGAUGGGGAAUCAGUGCGCCUUCCGGUGCCACAACGCGCCAGGAUCUUUCCGCUGCAUCUGUCCGUAUGGUUACACCCUGGCGCCUGACGGCCGCCAUUGCGUGGAUGUCGACGAAUGCACGACACCGGCGAACGACUGCAGAUUCCAGUGCAAAAAUCUCAUCGGCACUUUCAUGUGCAUCUGUCCGCCUGGUUACCAGCAGAUAGGAAUGGCGGACGAGUGCAAGGACAUAAAUGAAUGCGCUAUCAACUCCGGUCUGUGUCAACACGGUCGUUGCGUCAACUUGGAGGGAAGCUACCAGUGUCUGUGUCACGAUGGUUUUGAGCAAAGUUUGGACGGGAAGUCGUGUAUCGACCGAAGGGUCGGCUAUUGUUUCCUGCAAACAAUCGGUGGUAGAUGUACCGCUAGAACGUCAGAACUGCGUACAGUCACCAAAGCUGAUUGUUGUUGCACCAUGGGCGCGGCAUGGGGGCCACAUUGCGAAAUUUGUCCGUCGAGGGAUUCUGAGAAUUACAACGAGCUCUGUUUGGACAAAGGUUUCUCCGUCAAUGGACAAGAUAUCGACGAGUGCAAGACUAUACCUGAUUUAUGCAGAAACGGUCUGUGCAUAAAUACUCUGGGUUCCUACAGAUGCAUCUGCAACAAAGGCUAUAAGGCCGACAAAUCUGGCAUUCAAUGUAUCGACAUUAACGAAUGCGAGUUAACGCCGAAGCCGUGCAAGUACAACUGUCAAAAUACCGAAGGCAGUUUCAUCUGCUCGUGUCCAUCUGGUUUUAUCUUGAACCCUGACGGUCUCAGCUGUAGGGAUCUUGACGAAUGCGCGACCGGGAGUCACUUGUGCCAGCAGAAUUGUAUAAACACCCCAGGAAGCUACACUUGCGGUUGUCAAGAAGGCUACAAUCAACAAGGAGACGCCUGCCAUGAUAUAAACGAAUGCGAACAAUCGGGAAUUUGUCCGAAACCUGGUAGAUGUAUUAACACUCUAGGCAGCUUUCAAUGCAUUUGUCCCAGAGGGUUCAAACUGGAUCACACAGGACGAUUUUGCACCGAUCAUAAUGAAUGCGCCGACGACGACAGUUGUGAACACGGUUGUCAGAAUUUUAUGGGCAGUUUUCGUUGUGGAUGUCCGGAUGGCUUUGUCCAGCAUCUUUAUUACAAUCAAUGCGUAGACGAGAAUGAAUGCAACGGAUCGCCCUGCGGCGACAGUACUUGCAUCAAUACAAUUGGAAGUUACAAAUGCGGUUGUCCUGAUGGUUAUCAAUUCGAUAACAAUAUGGCGAUCUGCGUGCAGGUAAGUGCAGGAUGUCUCGGCAGUCCCUGCUCCUUCGGAUGCACCCCUAAUGGAGUCAGCGGAUUUAUUUGCGGCUGUCCCACCGGUUAUCAGCGAAUAGGACAGGGUCACUGUCUGUCCACCAUUAAUCCCUUGUCUCAAGGACGCUACGACGAAGACAUCGGCAACGUUCCGACCUUCCAAAUCAAUCCUGAUUCUUAUCACAUACCGCCAGCCGACGAGAAGACGAUUUCUACAGAAGGAUGUUUCUCCUGCAAGAUAAACGGAAAUGGACGACACAGAAGAGGCGCUAGAAAUAGAUUCGCGAGCGAAGAGAUGAAGGCGAGAAGGAACAAAAUAAUGAAGAAACGUCGAAACGCCAGGCCGAAGAGGCAUCAUCACGGAAUGGAGCAUGCGCUUAAGAUCAAUCUACGUCAAACGAGGCAUCGCACACGGAUUAUCAAGCUGCAAUCCGCGAUCAAGGGCGAGAACAUGAAUUACACUAUCGCGCGAGGCAACGAUGACGGACACUUCGAGAUCAUCAGGGAACACGGCGUUUCCGCCUUGCAUUUCCGGCGCCGACUGAAAAAUCCCGGCGAAUUUCACAUAGUCAUCCACGGUCGUCCCGAAAAUGCGACGGUGACGAGAACGGAAUGGGAGAAACCACUGACAUUCACGGUCCAUCUCAUAGUCGAAUGAGAUCGAUCGAGGGAUCGAGGAUAAUCGAAUUGCGUGAGAAAACACUGCCCGACACUGCGCGUUACGCUUUUUUCUUUAGUCAAUUCUUUGCGAAUUAUAUUAUAUAUUUCAAGCUACGGUAAAGUAUUAAGAGCACCGGAAAUGCGGAAGGGGCGCGAAUUACGGAACGUAGUCUGUAAAAAAAAUAAGAGCUAAUUUUUUUAAAUCUUUUGUGUUCACUCGCGCAUAAAUCGCAUUAUUUAACUGCCAGAUAAUAAAUGUUUUACUUACAAGCAAUAAUAGUUUUUUAACAACUGCCAGUUUAUCUAGAAUACCUACACUGCCAAUCGAGUGCCUUAUCUUUUUUUUUUUUUGAAUUGUCAGAGUUUUACAUUCGCUGACUUUUUCAUUCAUCACCGAGAUGCUUCAGCAAUUCUAUGCGCGUCACCAAGAAAGCGUUCUCUCGAUUUACUGCCUAUAUUGUUACGUAAUACGGUUUUAGAUUAGAAGUAAUAACACGCUAGAGAUGUACAAACGCUAGAUUAUUAUAUACGUAACUUUAAGCGAGCGAACGCACGUGUAAACAGAAACAAAUAUAGCUUUAUAUAUUUAUAAAUGUUAGUUCGAAAUAAUUGCGGCACGAAUGUAGUCUUGUGUACAAAAUCGGUACAUUUUAUUACGUUGAAAUUUCAAAGGAAAUUUCGUAAAUAUAUCGCUUUAUUAUAUGUUAUUACUUCGUGCCUACAUAUAGUAACUAUUUUAAUUAUGUAUAAUACUAAAAAACAUACCAGAACUGGU